AUGGGACUUCCUAUGUAUGUUUCACCAUCUCUGUCAAAGAGACAGCUUCCACCGAAACAGCCAACGUCACCACCAUAUACACCACAAGUCGAAGACGACUUGGAAGAAGCUUACCAAAACUCUAGAACAAGUGCCUUUGGUAAUGGUCGCGAUUUUGUUCAUCGAAACCCUGCUACUUCAUCGCUACCUAUAUACAGCGAUAUACCGGAGCCUAGAUUUGUGACUCAGCCAGAAACAAGGAGCCAGAGGCCAAGGUCUACUACUCUACCGUAUAAUGUAGUUCAGCAACACAUACAAAGGCUUCAUCAACUUCAUCAAAUUCACCGUACAAGAGAACCAUCAUCAAAUUUGGCUUCAAGGCGUGGGUUACAUUCCGCACACCUUUUAAAUCUUAAUCGUACACAGCAACAGUUAUUGCAGCAGCAGGCUGCGCUGAGGUUACAAGAUAGGAAUCUUAAUAGUGAACUUGCUUUUGCCGCUGCUAGGGAAAGAUUAGACGAAAAUAACGAUGGUGGUAUUCAAAGACAUAAUAAUAUCAAUGAUCAUAUCAAUCCUUCACAUCGUAAUCAUUCUUCAAGUGCCGCGUUAGAUAAUGUCAUUAGAAGGGUUAAUUUGUUGAGACAACAUCAUGAAAGUAGAUUUAUGAGGCCGUCUUCAUCUAGACAUUCCUCAUCUAGACAUCAUAGAUCAAUAACAGGACAUACUUCUGGAAGAUCUUCAAAUUCACGAAAUUCUUCAUCAACGGUAAAUUUAGAACGUAGAGAUGAGUUAGUUCAACGUGGAAUUGAUAUUCCUUCCUCAUCAACGGUUCGUCUUCCGACCUCUCAACUUCCAGAACCAACUAUGUUAUAUCCCAAUGAACAUAACGCAUCGCCAUCUCCACCUGUUCCAAGACUUUCAACUUGGCGUCACAUUCGUAGAGGCGUUAAUUGGCCAAUGGAUUCACAGUCACAGCCACAACCACAGCCAAUUCAGAGAUCAGAACGAAGAUCUUCGUUCGCUGACGAUUUUUAUUCAACAACGAACAUUCCUCAUCAUUUUGGAGAAGUUCCCGACGAUCAUCAUCAUAUAUCCCGUAUACUGUCGCCAAUACCCAGGAGGUAUGACGCUAGAUUAUCCGCAUCUUUACCUAAUGGAAAUGAGCAUGAAUUAUUGGAAACUAAUGUUGAUAAUAGAUCAAAUGUAGAUAGAGUGUUAAAUGGAAAUGAUUCUGUAAGAACAGAACAAAGAGGUUCAGCAUCAGGGGAGGUUUGUUAG
Funneliformis caledonium is the source of this 1257-nucleotide messenger RNA. The record is from the annotation of a GenBank genome assembly. Lineage: Eukaryota; Fungi; Glomeromycota; Glomeromycetes; Glomerales; Glomeraceae.